Messenger RNA from Hemibagrus wyckioides, 1100 nucleotides. RefSeq names its product HUWE1 associated protein modifying stress responses a (gene hapstr1a). Lineage: Eukaryota; Metazoa; Chordata; Actinopteri; Siluriformes; Bagridae. The transcript is spliced from 4 exons. The record is from RefSeq and is a predicted model, not a curated record. Bases 221 to 1015 code for a protein of 264 amino acids.
CACUUUAUAACCCCAAACACGUCAAUGAAGUUGGUCGUUGAGAGCAGUUUGCGAGAAAAACCACUAUUGUUUAUUGAUUCCUAGCGCCAUGUUUAAUAUUCAUUUAGAAUAAUUAGCCGGUUGUUUUUGAAGUCUCACUCGUUUACACCAGACAGCUGAUUAUUAACGCAACAAACUUUAUUCUGGACUUUUUUUUUUUUUUUUUUUGAGUGUUUUCACUAUGGAGGAUCGGAAGGAAGAGAACGAGGCAGAGAUUCAAGAACACGGACCCGAGCAUUGGUUUUCAAAUUGGGAAAGGCAGUGCCUCGCCGAGGCCGAUCAAGAAGAACCGAGAGAAGAGGAGGUCGACCAGAACCGAGAAAAACUAUGGCAUAUGUUUCAAAAUUCGGCUACGGCGGUGGCGCAGCUUUAUAAAGAUCGAGUUUGCCAUCAACAAGGACUGUCCCUGUGGGCGCCAUUUCAGAACGCAGCAACAGCCGUGACCAAUCUGUACAAAGAAAGCGUGGACGCACAUCAGCGGAGCUACGAGCUCGGGAUCCAGACGGGUCAGCAGAGACGCAACAAGGAAGUCCUGGCCUGGGUGAAGAAGCGAAGAAGGACCAUCCGGAGGGAGGAUCUGAUCAGCUUCCUGUGUGGCAAAGCUCCGCCUCCCAGGGUCUCCAGAGCCACGCCCAAAAUUCCACCCAACCGACCGCCUUCGUCAGAUUCCGUCUCUUCUGUAGAAACAGACCUGCAGCCUUUCCGUGAAGCCAUCGCACUGCAUGGUCUGAGUGGCGCGAUGGCCAGCAUCAGUGUCCGUUCCGGAACUCCGGGCUCUCCCACUCACGUGAGCGGCGGCGGCUCGAACCCGGGCCGCAGGAGAAACGGCCUCCACGACGUCGACCUGAACACGUUUAUAGCCGAGGAGAUGGCGCAGCACCUGGAGAACAGCGGCGGUGGCAGGAAGCGCACGAGCGCCCAGUGCAGCGACGUCAUCACGGACUCGCCGACCCACAAACGCAACAGGACGAUCUGAGCUCGAGAACACGCACACACACACACACAUACACACACACACACACACACACAUGCUGCUCGAAAAUAAAGCCACUUAAUCCUCA